Messenger RNA from Trypanosoma cruzi, 852 nucleotides. Its product is annotated as mucin-associated surface protein (MASP), putative. Lineage: Eukaryota; Euglenozoa; Kinetoplastea; Trypanosomatida; Trypanosomatidae. The coding region runs from base 1 to 852 and encodes 283 amino acids. The record is from RefSeq and is a predicted model, not a curated record. The transcript has a single exon.
AUGGCGAUGAUGAUGACUGGCCGUGUGCUGCUGGUGUGUGCCCUCUGCGUGCUGUGGUGCGGUGCCGGUGGCAGAUCUGACGGGGGAAAAACGGCAGGCUCUGGGAGUGGUGAUGGGUCUCCGCUGGAAUCAAAAGAACUUGAAACGUCUCCACAAGGCACCCAAGGCUUACAUGGUAGGGAAACAGGCGUUAAAGGAAAUGUACCACCCGCAUCUUCCACACCUACAGAGGAAGAGGACGAUGUUGAUGAAGUUGAUAGUGACAAUGAUGUAGAUGAAGAGACGGAGGCUGAAGAAGGAAGUAUAGAAGGGCAGAGUGAUAAAGGAGGAACAGCUGCACUAGACCCAGGUUCUGGGGAAAAGAAUUUAAGUGGCAGCGGGCAGGAAAAGAACCAGUCAAUUGCAUAUACACAGGGCAUUUCUCUUUCCGACAGUCAGGAAUCAAAUGCUAUUUCCACGCAACCGGAAGUUGAAGAAAAGAAUGAGACUGACGAAAAUACACCUGCAGUAGAGAACGCACUCAAAAGAGUUAACAGAGAGAGCACAGUGCCUGCGGGAGGAAAUCUUCCACCACCUCCAGAAGAAGGUGUUGAUUCCCGCAAAAAGGAUGGCGAAGACACCACGAGUGAAGAUAAAAAAAAUGAUCCGUCGCCUGAGACCGCAGACACACCACAAAGCCACCGAGACGAAGGCUCAGAACGGACUGAGGAAGACACAAAAGCAACGACAGUAACCGCAAACACAAAUGAUACGACGAACGCACAAAGCAGCGACGGCAGCACCGCGGUCUCCCACACCACCUCCCCUCUUUUUCUUCUUGUUGCGUGUGCCGCUGCGGUGGUGGCCGCGUAA